This is a messenger RNA of Acomys russatus (golden spiny mouse), 1069 nucleotides long. It is a transcript of the gene Uck1, whose product is annotated as uridine-cytidine kinase 1. Gene Ontology annotation, cellular component: cytosol; cytoplasm. Gene Ontology annotation, molecular function: ATP binding; kinase activity. The transcript is spliced from 7 exons. NCBI's taxonomy places the organism in Eukaryota, Metazoa, Chordata, Mammalia, Rodentia, Muridae. The coding region runs from base 69 to 902 and encodes 277 amino acids. The record is from RefSeq and is a predicted model, not a curated record.
ACGGCGUCCGCCCCUGCGUCCCGGCGGGAGCCAGCAGAGUCAGUGGAUGUAGGGCCGACGCGCUCAACAUGGCUUCGGCGGGAGGCGGCGGCUGCGAGAGCGCCGCGCCCGAGGCCGAUCGCCCCCAGCCGCGGCCGUUCCUCAUCGGCGUGAGCGGCGGCACGGCGAGCGGCAAGUCAACAGUGUGUGAGAAGAUUAUGGAGCUGCUGGGACAGAACGAAGUGGACCGCCGUCAACGCAAGUUGUUCAUUCUGAGCCAGGACUGCUUCUAUAAGGUUCUGACGGCCGAGCAGAAGGCCAAGGCCUUGAAGGGACAGUACAAUUUUGACCACCCAGAUGCUUUUGAUAAUGACCUGAUGCACAGGACUCUGAAAAGCAUUGUCGAAGGCAAAACUGUCGAGGUCCCCACCUACGACUUCGUGACCCACUCAAGGUUGCCAGAGACCACGGUGGUCUACCCAGCCGAUGUGGUUCUGUUCGAGGGCAUCUUGGUAUUCUACACUCAGGAGAUCCGAGACAUGUUCCACCUGCGCCUCUUUGUGGACACAGACUCUGAUGUUCGGCUGUCUCGAAGAGUUCUCCGGGAUGUGCAGCGAGGCCGGGACCUGGAGCAGAUACUGACCCAGUACACCACCUUUGUGAAACCUGCUUUCGAGGAGUUCUGCCUGCCGACCAAGAAGUAUGCUGAUGUGAUCAUCCCACGAGGAGUUGACAAUAUGGUUGCCAUCAACCUGAUCGUACAGCACAUCCAGGACAUUCUCAACGGUGACCUGUGCAAGCGGCACCGAGGAGGGCCUAAUGGGCGCAACUACAAGAGGACCUUUCCUGAGUCGGGAGAUCACCCUGGGGUGUUGGCCACUGGCAAGCGCUCACACCUGGAGUCUAGCAGCAGACCCCAUUGAGGACCAGCGUAUGUAGGUUCCUCACAGCCCAAUGAUUAAGGGUCUGGGCGUGGGGACAACCACUGUCUCCUAAAAGCACAGUCAGGGAUUCCUCUGAGGGUGAUUAGGGUGGCAGCAGGACCAAAGCCUUCCUUGCUUGGGAGGGCAGCCUCAUGCUGACAGAGCAU